CCCCAGGAUCCCGUACCCUACCUCCCACAUCCAUCCACCCACAUGCGCGAAACAGCUUAAUUCUCUCGCCAAGGAUCACGCCCUAGUGUGUUAGUGGCCGGCCAUUUCCACAUUCCAAGACCAGACACCGCUACGUCCUGUUCUGCCUCGACUCCGAUCUCGAAGCUCCCCUUCCUCCAUAAUCCUACUUGUAUUAAUCUAGCCCCGAUACAGCACCAGCUAGCUACCACUGAGCGAUAUUCUCGCAUCAUUCUCUGUUAGUUCCAUCCAUCUAUUCCUCCGGGUAGUAGGCACUAGCCAAGAUGCUGCACGAUGCGGCGCCAUGCACGUGCGGGAUGCUCUACGGCAGCUGCGGCGGCGGCUGCUCCAUGCUGCAGUUCGGCGACCACCACCACUACUACGGCAAGCAAUGCGGCGACCAGCAGGGCUUCGGCGUCCCCUACGGCGGCUCCGUCGACUGCACGCUCUCGCUCGGCACACCCUCCACGAGGCGCGCCGCCGAGACCGGUGGGGCUCGUGCGCCUGCGGCACCCGCAGGGCUUCCGUGGGAGGCGGUGUCCACCUGCAACGGCGGGCAGCAGCAGCUCCUCAGCGCGGCGCGCGCGGACCAGGCCACUUCCGGCGGCGCUCGCCGGUGCGCCAACUGCGACACCACCUCCACCCCGCUCUGGAGGAACGGCCCACGCGGACCAAAGUCGCUGUGCAACGCGUGCGGAAUCCGUUACAAGAAGGAGGAACGGCGCGCGGCCGCCGCCGCGGUGGCGCCGACGGCGAUGGCAUCAGACAGCGGCAUGGAAUACGCGUACGGGUACGCGCGGCAGCAGCAUCAGACGCAGCCCCAGCAGUGGGGCUGCUACAACCCGGCCGUGGCCAAGGCGGCGUCCUACACGAUGUUCGGCGAAGCGGCGCAGGAGGACGGGCCGUGCCUGCCGUGGGGGCUCGGCGUCAUGCCCUCCUCGCCGGCGUUCGGCUCCGUCCGGGAGAUGACCAGCCUCUUCCACUACUACUAGCUAGCUCCUACUAUAGUCGAUAACUCGAUAUGAUCCUCUCACUCUUUAGCCACUUUCUUUUUUUCCUUCUCCCCUUUUAAGUAACAAGAAGAUGCUGUACUACUUCUUUUUGAGGGCACACAGGAUGCUGUGCUUGACCAGCGACCCGGCUCAUGCUGCAUCAAAGUUGAAGCUCAAAUGGUUCACUCCCCGA
Lolium perenne is the source of this 1203-nucleotide messenger RNA. RefSeq names its product GATA transcription factor 15. Gene Ontology annotation, molecular function: zinc ion binding; sequence-specific DNA binding. NCBI's taxonomy places the organism in Eukaryota, Viridiplantae, Streptophyta, Magnoliopsida, Poales, Poaceae. The record is from RefSeq and is a predicted model, not a curated record. Gene Ontology annotation, biological process: regulation of DNA-templated transcription.